Molecule: messenger RNA, 1361 nt
Organism: Carassius carassius (crucian carp)
Lineage: Eukaryota; Metazoa; Chordata; Actinopteri; Cypriniformes; Cyprinidae
Product: lactosylceramide 1,3-N-acetyl-beta-D-glucosaminyltransferase A-like
Exons: 1
Coding region: 23-1174 (383 amino acids)
Biological process (GO): brain development
Cellular component (GO): membrane
Source: RefSeq, a predicted model, not a curated record
AGAGCGUGCACAGCCUAGCAGAAUGUUCAUGAAGUGGAGAAGAGUGAAAAAAUUGAAAUUUCUACAGCUUGUCUCGAUGUGCUGUGUCAUGUCAGUCCUCAUGGUUUGCUGGGAACAUGUGGACAACCACGUUGUAAGCCAUGUGAAGUCAUACUCCUACCGCUACCUAGUCAACAGCUAUGAUUUUAUCAGCAAAAGUCUCAGCGUAAGCCCACAGCAAGCCGCUAGGUUUGGUAGCUCCCCAUAUUUGCUAAACAACAAGGACAUUUGUAAAGACAAAGACGUGCUGCUUCUUCUAUUUGUGAAGAGUUCACCAGGAAAUUUCAGAAGACGACAGGCCAUACGCUCCACUUGGGGCCAAGAGUCCUACAUAAGACACAAGCUAGGUGUUGUCAUAAAAGUAGUGUUUGCAAUGGGUGUUUACCCUGACGUGAACUCUGAUAGCUUGAGGUGGAAAAAAUUGCACAAAGAAUUGCACAAGGAGCACAUGAACCAUGGUGACCUGGUUCAGCAGAACUUCCUUGACACAUUCCAUAACCUCACUUUAAAACUGCUGCUUCAAUUCCGCUGGACGCAUGAGAACUGCGCCCAUGCCCACUUCCUCAUGUCUGCUGACGAUGAUGUCUUCAUCCAUAUGCCUAAUUUAGUGCGCUACCUUCAGGACCUCAGAAGACAGAACGUGCGAAACCUUUGGGUCGGCCAUGUACACAGGGGGGCGCCUCCAAUUCGGCGCAGGGACAGUAAGUACUACAUGCCUUUCGAUAUGUACCAGUGGUCGUCCUACCCAGAUUACACCGCCGGGGCGGGGUACGUUGUCUCUGGCGACGUGGCAGCCAACAUCUAUCAGGCCACGCUAUCUCUGAAUGCUUCUAUUUAUAUCGACGACGUCUUCAUGGGUAUCUGUGCCAUUGUAGCGGGCGUCUCACCUCAGGAACAUGUUUAUUUCUCGGGUGAGGGGAAAACACUCUAUCACCCAUGCAUCUAUGAAAAAAUGAUCACCUCUCAUGGACACGAGGAAGAUAUCAGGUAUCUGUGGAAAGUUGCGACCACCCCACAGGUAGAAGCUAUUUCUUCUGGACUGUUUGGGAAACUCUAUUGUACAGCUGUGAAAAUGAAACUGCUUUGUAAGCCGUACUUUACAAACACGUAUCCAUGUAUGGCAGCUUUUGCAUGAUGCACUGUGAGCUUUAGAAAUUCCAAGCAGUAUUUAAGUUUUUUUUUUUUUUGGUUUACUUUUGCUAUAAAUGUUAAAUAUUUAGUAAUUUCCCAAUAAAGUUAAAAGGUAUGUGCCAUAAGAAUGUGUUUUGCACUUAUGCUCUUUUAUUUUUUUUAAUUUAUUUUUAAUGUACAGUGUCGGACGA